This is a messenger RNA of Rotaria sordida, 1890 nucleotides long. The record is from the annotation of a GenBank genome assembly. NCBI's taxonomy places the organism in Eukaryota, Metazoa, Rotifera, Eurotatoria, Philodinida, Philodinidae.
AAAAAAAAAUCGACUUUAUCCUAACAUCUCCUUUGUUUCUAGCAUUCUGUUGAAUCACUUGAAAGUUUAACGUAUGCUAUUGAUCGUAAUCAAUUAACAGCAGAUUUAAAUGGAACAUUUCCAUAUAAUCAUAUUCGUUGGUUAGAUUUUCGAUUAAAUUUAGAAUCAUUUGUAUAUAAUUCAAAAGAAACUUUACAUGCAUAUGAAUUACUUUAUAAUGAACUUCAACAAGUUGAUCUAUCGAAUAAUGUUAUUCGAGCACAAGAUGCUAUUGAAACACAUAUGACAGUAUUUAAAGAUCAAUUAUCACGUGUUAAUAUUGAACCAUUAAUAAAUGAUGGACAACAUUUAUUAAAUAUGUUAAGAGGAAAUAAUUUAGAAAAUGAAAAUUUAUUAUUAAAAGCACAUCAACAACGAACAUAUCCAUUUGAUUAUUUUGAUGAAGCAAGAAAAAUUUCAUUAGUAAUGGAUAACCUUCGUUCAGCAAAAGAACGUUGUUUUCAAUUAUGGCAUCAGAAAAAAAAUCGUUUAGAACAAAAUUUACAAUUAAGAUUAUUUGAACAAGAUUGUGAUCGAUUAUGUGCAUGGAUUGGAAAUAGUCGUUCAAUUCUUGGUCCAAAAUAUACUGAUAUUGGUUCAAGUUGUUCACAAGCUAUGCAACUCUUAGCUGAACAUGAACAAUUUGCUAAAGUUUGUUUAAAUAAUGAAACAGUUAUUCGUCGAACACAAAAUGUUGGUGAUCGACUUAUAGCAAGUGGACAUUAUGCAACCAAUGCUAUUAAAAGUCAAAUGAAUCGUUUAAAUGAUGAAUGGCAAAGUUUAACACGAUUGCUUGAUAAUCGUACAAAUAUUUUAACAGCUUCAUUACAAUUUCAUCAAAAAGCUGAUGAAUAUCUUGUACAAGUACCAACAUGGAAACAUUUAUGUUCAUUAACAGAUGAUUUAACAACAAUUGAAAGUAUGGAACAUUUAGAACGUUUACUUCAACAACAUUUUAAUUUAUCAGAAAAUAUUUCAAGAAUUUAUGCUCAAAUCUGUAACGAUGGUAAAGCAAUAAUUGAUUCUGUAGCUCCAUCACAACAGACAACAAAUGAUUAUCAAUUUGAUUUUCGUGCUGGUGCUAAACAUAUUCUUGAAAUAGUUCAAGAAAUUUUAGUUAAUCAUCGAUAUCUUGAUGCUAAAUGGAAUCAACGUAAAGGAUAUUUACAACAAAGACUUAGUUUUGUUGCAUUUGCUAAUGAUGUUCAACAGAUUCUUGAUUGGAUUGAAAAACAUGGUGAUGCAUUUUUACAAAAAAAUCUUGCUGUUGGUAUUGGAAAAUCACUUCGACAAGCAAAAAAACUUGAUAAAAUGCAUACAGAUUUUGAAAUGGCUAUAAAAAAUACAAAAACUAAUGCAGAAAAUUUAAUAGCUGCUGCUGAUAAUAUGUAUAAUGAACAAUUACAACAACAAAAACAAUCUCAAAUAAAUAGUAAUAAUAAUAAUAAUAAUAAUAAUAAUAAUAAUAAUCAAAAAAGUGAAGAAGAUAAUACUGAUAAACAAUUAAAUCAAGGUCGAACAAAAAUUUAUCAAUUAGCACAUGAUCUUGAACGACGUAUGCGUGAAUUUGAUGAACGUGUUGCUCGUCGUCGAUAUAUACUUGAUGUUAAUCUUAAUUUUCAUACACAUUGUGAAGAAUAUUCAGAUUGGUUAGCACAAGUUGAACUUGUUUGGUCAACAACAGGAAGUGGUGGUGGUGAUGAUGAUGAUCAUGAAAUGAUUGCUACUAAUUGUGAAGAAAUGCUUGAAGCUUUAAUAGAACAACAUGAAGGAGCAAUUGAAGCAUGUGCAACUAUUGAACAAGAAGGACAAAUUCUUUUAGAUUAUUUAACGUAUGUUUGUCGUUUUUUU